AUAUAUACAGCCACAAUGGCCCGCUACAUCAUUCCGUCUCCAGACAAGACAACUGUACACACCGCAGUCAUCAUGCAGGCCGUGAUCCUGGUACUUCUGCUCGUGACAGGUUCCCUGGUGCACAGCGCUCCACUGGAAGAACAGGAGGACGUCCUUCUACCCCAGCCAAGAAUCACCUGUGAUCUCCUCAGCAUAGAGAUCGGAGGCUUCGCUUUCAACAACUCCCUGUGUGCAGCUCACUGUCUCGUCAAGGGUUACAAAGGGGGCAGCUGCAAAGAUGGCGUCUGCGUAUGCCGGAAAUGAGCUUGAGCCAACACCCUGCAGUAGCAAGAGUAAAUCAGCAGAUAUCGACAGGUCCAUCUACAGAGCCUAAGGCGCUCCAUUCAGCACAUUUAUGGAAAAUAUCACAAGAAAUGUGACGUAACGGAUAAACUUAGUGUCAUUAAAAAGUAGAAUAUCUUUCUAAGUUUCUGAACACAUAUAAAACAAACAUGUAAAUGGGUCUUGUAUUGUACCGAUAUUAUAUCUGUAAGUAAACAUUAAGCUUCUAACAGCUUUCUAGCCUAAUCACCAUGAGAACCCUGACAAAAUAAAAUAUUCAUCAUUCAAAGUGUC
Messenger RNA from Cryptotermes secundus, 615 nucleotides. Its product is annotated as defensin. Gene Ontology annotation, biological process: defense response to bacterium; humoral immune response. The record is from RefSeq and is a predicted model, not a curated record. NCBI's taxonomy places the organism in Eukaryota, Metazoa, Arthropoda, Insecta, Blattodea, Kalotermitidae. The transcript is spliced from 2 exons. Bases 16 to 303 code for a protein of 95 amino acids.